GGAACAGAUGCUUGGAAUGGUAUUGGGAUCCAAUUACUGCACUUUUCCAACCUUACAUCUAUUGUCUAAACUUGGAGCAGGCAUAUUUUUAUUCCUUGGUGACACUAUAUAAAGAGACAAUUGGCAUUGUGUUUGUUGGCUGACUGGUUGGCAGAGCAGGGGUGGAAGGAGCAGCAGCACCAUGGCUCCCAAAAAGGCAAAGAAGAAGAUAGAAGGUGGUUCCAAUGUUUUCUCCAUGUUUGAACAAACCCAGAUUCAGGAGUUCAAAGAGGCUUUUACCAUCAUGGAUCAGAACAGGGAUGGCUUUAUUGACAAAGCAGAUUUGAGAGACACAUUUGCUGCACUAGGUCGUCUGAAUGUCAAGAAUGAAGAGCUUGAAGACAUGGUGAAGGAGGCGCCAGGUCCCAUUAACUUCACUGUCUUCCUUACUAUGUUUGGGGAAAAGCUGAAAGGCACGGACCCAGAAGAAACCAUUCUGAAUGCUUUUAAGAUUUUCGACCCAGAAGGAAAAGGCCGCAUAAAGGCAGACUACAUCAAAGAAAUGCUCAUGACACAGGCAGACCGGUUCAGUCAAGAAGAGAUCAACCAGAUGUUUGCUGCUUUCCCUCCAGAUGUCUCUGGGAACCUUGACUAUAAGAACCUGUGCUAUGUUAUCACCCAUGGUGAGGAGAAAGACUGAGAGCAAAGAGAGGAGCUUCUCCUGAGGUGAUGCACCCAGUUAUUUCAUGAUGCUCUCAUGUACAAACAUCCAGGAUGUGAAAGUCACAUGGUCAUUGGAAGAGAACCAAUAAAAUAAUUGAAAAUAGA
Molecule: messenger RNA, 807 nt
Organism: Zonotrichia albicollis (white-throated sparrow)
Lineage: Eukaryota; Metazoa; Chordata; Aves; Passeriformes; Passerellidae
Gene: MYL10
Product: myosin light chain 10
Molecular function (GO): calcium ion binding
Source: RefSeq, a predicted model, not a curated record